CAUAGGCCUCCGAAGAUUUGGUGGACAUUAUCAGAGGCACGUUUCCCAGAACUGCGAAGAGAAGCUGAAGCGAUUCUGCAGGAAGCUUUCCCUAAAGGAACUAUGGAGAACGGAAGGGCAGACACUCUGCAGAUAAGGCAAGUCCUGCUUCUUUUUGUUUUGCUAGGAAUGUCUCAGGCGGGUUCCGAGUCUGGGCGCUUUUCGGUGGCAGAGGAAAUGCAGAGUGGGAGCUUUGUAGGCAAUUUGGCAAAGGACCUGGGACUAGAAGUGGGUGAGCUGGUCUCAAGGGGGGCUCAGGUGGUCUCUAAUGAUAACAAAAGGCGUUUGCAGCUGGACAUAAACAACGGAGAUUUGCUCUUAAGCGAAUCACUAGACAGGGAGGAGCUCUGUGGUUCCACGGAGCCCUGUGUGUUGCAUUUCCAGGUAUUAAUGAAAAACCCUUUGCAGUUUUUACGGAUUGAGCUCCAGGUCAGGGAUAUAAAUGACCACUCUCCUGUCUUCUUAGAAAAAGAAAUGCUCCUAGAAAUCCCAGAGAAUAGUCCUGUUGGUGCUGUGUUCUUACUAGAAAGUGCGAAGGAUUUAGAUGUAGGAAUCAACGCUCUAAAGAACUACACAAUAAGCCCCAACUCUUAUUUCCACAUUAAAAUGAGAGUCAAUCCAGACAAUAGGAAAUAUCCGGAGUUGGUUCUGGACAAGGCACUGGAUUAUGAAGAGCAGUCGGAGCUCAGUUUCAUCCUCACUGCUCUGGAUGGCGGGACUCCGGCCAGGUCCGGGACUGCCUCAGUUCGGGUGGUGGUUGUGGACGUUAAUGACAAUUCCCCGGAGUUUGAGCAGCCAUUUUAUGAGGUGAAGAUUCCAGAGAAUAGCAUAUUGGGCUUAAUCAUUGUCACCGUUUCCGCUUGGGAUUUAGACUCAGGAAAAAAUGGAGAAGUAUCAUAUUCUUUUUCCCAUGCCUCAGAAGAUAUUCGCAAGACAUUUGAAAUUAAUCAAAAGUCCGGAGAAAUCAGUUUAACGGCAUCCAUGGAUUUUGAAACAAUUGAAUCAUACUCAAUAAUCAUUCAAGCCACAGAUGGGGGAGGCCUCUUUGGAAAAUCAACAGUCAGAAUUCAGGUGAUGGAUGUGAAUGACAAUGCUCCUGAAAUUGCCGUGUCAUCAAUUACCAGUUCAAUACCAGAAAAUUUGCCUGAGACUGUGGUUAUGGUUUUUAGCAUACGAGACAGAGACUCUGGGGACAAUGGGAGGAUGAUUUGUUCUAUCCCAGAAAACCUCCCUUUCAUAGUAAAAUCUUCUGUUGAGAAUUACUACACAUUGGAAACGGAGAGAAUGCUGGAUAGAGAGAGUCAGGCCGAGUACAACAUCACCAUCACCGUCACCGACCUGGGGACCCCCAGGCUGAAAACCCAGCACAACCUAACGGUGACGGUGUCCGACGUCAACGACAACGCCCCGGCCUUCAGCCAAGCCGCCUACACCCUGCGGGUGCGCGAGAACAACAGCCCCGCCCUGCACAUCGGCAGCGUGAGCGCCACGGACAGAGACUCGGGCGCCAACGCGCAGGUCACCUACUCGCUGCUGCCGCCCCAGGAUCCGCAGCUGCCGCUGGCCUCGCUGGUGUCCAUCAACGCGGACACCGGGCAGCUGUUCGCGCUCAGGUCGCUGGAUUUCGAGGCGCUGCGGGCGUUCGAGUUCCGCGUGGGCGCGGCCGACCGCGGCUCGCCGGCGCUCAGCAGCCAGGCGCUGGUGCGCGUGCUGGUGGUGGACGACAACGACAACGCGCCCUUCGUGCUGUACCCGCUGCAGAACGGCUCGGCGCCCUGCACCGAGCUGGUGCCCAGGGCGGCCGAGGCGGGCUACCUGGUGACCAAGGUGGUGGCGGUGGACGGCGACUCGGGCCAGAACGCCUGGCUGUCGUACCAGCUGCUCAAGGCCACGGAGCCCGGGCUGUUCGGCGUGUGGGCGCACAGCGGCGAGGUGCGCACGGCCAGGCUGCUGAGCGAGCGCGACGCCGUCAAGCACAGGCUGGUGGUGCUGGUCAAGGACAAUGGCGAGCCGCCGCUGUCGGCCAGCGUCACGCUGCACGUGCUGCUGGUGGACGGCUUCUCGCAGCCCUACCUGCCGCUCCCGGACGCGGCGGCGGCCGAGGCCCGCGCCGACCCGCUCACCGUCUACCUGGUGGUGGCCUUGGCGUCGGUGUCGUCGCUCUUCCUGUUCUCGGUGCUGGUGUUCGUGGCGGUGCGGCUGUGCAGGAGGAGCCGGGCCGCGUCGGCGGGCGGCUGCUCGGUGGCCGAGGGCCCGUUUCCGGGCCACCUGGUGGACGUCAGCGGCGCGGGGACCCUGUCCCACAGCUACCAGUACGAGGUGUGUCUGAGGGGAGACUCAGGGACCGGUGAGUUCAAGUUCUUGAAGCCCAUUAUCCCCAACCUCCCACCGCAGUGCCCUGGGAAAGAAUCGGAAGAAAAUCCUACCUUCCACAAUAGCUUUGGGUUCAAUAUGUAGAGACCACAAUUAAGUUUCAUAUUCUAUAUGUGCCACUUUUUCAUGCCACUUCCAAAUCAAUGUUAUUUUCCCCAAUUUGUGUGUAUUUUAAAUUGUAUUCGGUGUACUUUUGUAUUUUCACAAAUUCUACCCAUCUUUACGUUUAAGUGAAUGUUAUCUUUAUUUGUGCUGGUAAUUAGAUGUACCUUAUUCUGUAUCCAGGUCUUAAUGGGUGGUUUGCCUCCUUAAGUAACAACACCAAAUCACUUUUGUCCAUGGCCCUCUCUCCAGUUGAACUUUCAUCCACAUUAUGCUUUUGGCAAAAUAAAGCAGACCAC
Molecule: messenger RNA, 2813 nt
Organism: Odobenus rosmarus divergens (Pacific walrus)
Lineage: Eukaryota; Metazoa; Chordata; Mammalia; Carnivora; Odobenidae
Product: protocadherin beta 11
Exons: 1
Coding region: 103-2496 (797 amino acids)
Biological process (GO): homophilic cell-cell adhesion
Cellular component (GO): plasma membrane
Molecular function (GO): calcium ion binding
Source: RefSeq, a predicted model, not a curated record